Molecule: messenger RNA, 3516 nt
Organism: Nannizzia gypsea CBS 118893
Lineage: Eukaryota; Fungi; Ascomycota; Eurotiomycetes; Onygenales; Arthrodermataceae
Product: ankyrin repeat domain-containing protein 28
Exons: 2
Coding region: 1-3516 (1171 amino acids)
Molecular function (GO): protein binding
Source: RefSeq, a predicted model, not a curated record
AUGGAUCCAGCAUCAGCCUUUGGCAUCGUCACCGGUGCCAUGCAAACAGUGCAGAUUAUUGGCAGCACACUUCAAGGCCUGCGUGCCUUGCAGGGCAAAUAUGCCGAUGCGGACAUGACAAUCCAUUCGCUUAUUGUCCAAGCUGCCACAAUCAAGUCUGCUAUCACACAGCUCCAAGAGUGGGCAAGUUAUGACUCCGCUAGGGCUGAGCAUCCAGACUAUUUGGAUGGGUUGGAUAUCGCCAUAGACGGAUGCAAGACAAGCAUGGAAUGCCUUCUUGCGCAGGUCUCCAAAGUCACGAGUGUUCUAGAUGGCAGGGAAGUUCCUGAGUUGCGAGUUGCGGCGAAGCUACGUGCGGUCUGGGAUGACCAUCUGAUGCAGGACUACCAGCAGCGGCUCCAGUCCCAGGUUCUAGCGUUAAAUUUCCUUUUACAGGUCUGCCAAUGUCGUACCGUCACAGAGCAAGUUGAACUCUUACGGCGGGAAGAGAACAGACAGCUGCUGAAGAAAGUUGAAGAUGAUACCGCGACCUUGCGGAGUUCGGUUAGACAGCGAGGAAACCCGUCGGCAAUGAGUAUUUCUCAGUCUACAAUCAGUGAGACGGCUUUGGAUGUGGACGACAUCAUAGUGAAUGCAACUGCGUACAGAAGAGUGCUAGCACAUAACCGUUCAGUUUCAAAUCGUGCCCGUACGGAAGAAUCCAGCCACAAUACAGGUACUCAACCACAAACUCCAAGAUCCACCACUACCGACGAAGGCUAUGCGAGUGGGACCGUCCGGUCUCAAUCAUUUAAUGGCAGUAAUACUCUUUCUGCCCCAAGUACAUUUCUUGAACCACCAGCAGAAUCAGUACCACCGCAGGGGAAGGGGGACAUGGGACGAAGUUCUUCAAUGGCUGUAUCGCAGACAUCAGCGAAACCCACAACUCCUGCAAUGCGGAGAUGGCAAUCAAACCCAAUUCCUCUCCACAAGUCGGGCUCAAAGCGAGAGAAAAUUCGCCAGGUGCUUGGAAGGUUGGAUACUUCAAGUCGAAGUAGUCUCAAAAAGACAUCGCCACGUCUAGGUACAAAACCCUUCAGUUCCUUUUCUCCAAUACCAGAGCGGGGCGCAGCCCCGAGAUUUGAUCGAAGCCGCCCAAAUACUAGCAUUGAUCUUUCUUCAACGGAUAGCGUGGCCAUUCCGCCCAUCAUAAAAGCAGCUCAAACUGGGUCACUGGUCCAAGUUGAAAUGCAAAUUGGCGAAGGAGCCGAUAUUAAUGAUCAUCACGCACUCACAGGUAGAACAGCUCUGGCGGUGGCCGCCCAUUGUGGUAAUGAAGAAGUGGUGGAUUAUCUACUCCAACAGGGGGCAAAGUUCGACACUCAGGAAAUAGAUGGCUCGACGCCUCUCCAUCUGGCAGCCUCUAGGGGUCACACCGGCGUUAUCCAAGUCCUCCUAUCAGUGAUCGAGAGCGUGGAUGUAAAGGAUGGAUUGGGUCGAACGCCGUUCUGGGUGGCUGCUGAUGGCGGUCACAUAGAUGCAACACGGAUGCUGCUUGGUGCGGGCUGCAAAAUAACGGCCCGAGCUAAAGGACAAAUAACCGCCUUACACAAAGCGGCAAUCCGGGGCGACAGCGAGAUGGUGGCAUUUCUCUUACAGUCCGGUGCGGACAUUGAAGCCAAGGAUGCUACCAUGAAGUCUGCCUUACACCAUGCUUGCGAGAAUCGCCAAUAUACCCUCUGUCGCUCUCUUUUUCAGUAUAAAGCGGACAUUGAAGCCGUCGAAAUCAAUAAGAAAACACCACUAAUUUGUGCUGCAAUCGCGGGCGAUGUGCGCAUAGUGGAAUAUCUGAUUGGGAAAAGGGCUUCGAUGCUGACUACGGAUGAAGGCGGGAUGAAUCCUCUACAUGCUGCAGCUGCUCAUGGCCAUGUUGAAGUUGUCCAAUUCCUACUAGAGAAAAAAGUCUCUAUAAGCUCCACGAAUAAACUUGGGAUGACCCCUUUACAUCUUGCCGUCAUGUCUAGACAAUUUGCGGUUGUUGAAUUCCUCCUGCGCAGAGGAGCACCUACUGAGAUCAAGAGCUCAGGCGGUUUCACACCACUUCACUACGCCUGCGAUCUGGUAGAUGUUGAGAUAGCCCAACAUCUUGUUGGGUGCGGAGCAAGCAUUGAGGCUCAGGGAGAAGGACAGCAGCGACCAAUUCAUAUUGCUGUAGCUAGAAAUUCGAUGGAGUUGGUUCAAUUUCUCUGCCAAAGGCGAGUCGAGGUUGACGCUGCCGAUGCAUCCGGCACACGACCUUUGUGCAUAGCUUGCCGUAAGGGUAAUGCACCUAUCGCUGAGCUCCUACUGGAUCAAGGUGCGCUUACAUUAUGCCCGACCUCAUGGAAUGGCACCCGGGAAGAGCACUCGCCGUUAGCGAUAGCGUCGAGAUCCGGUGACGUGCGGAUAGUAUCCCUUUUGCUUGGGAAGGGAGCAUCUGUUGAACAGUAUGAUGGCAGGGGCUGGAACCCUCCCUUGUACGCAGCACACUACGGGCAUGUACAAGCUCUACGGUUGCUACUAUCAAAGUGUAGUACACUCGCAAAGAUAAAGCUGGGACAAAUGUUCUCACAGACUAGGUUCCAUCCAGAUAUUUCAAUCCCAUCGGAAACAGCGCACAUGAUUCAAAGGCUUAUCCUUGAGAACGCACAGCCACUGCAUGGCCAGGGUAUUGGGGGCCCUCGGGUGAUGCGGGACUUCAGCGGAGGGUUUGGUGGUGAUAGUAGACUGCUGCAGGGACAAGUACAUGUUCAACAAGCUUUCUACCAGCCUCCUUCCUCCUCAAUAACUCCACCAAUACCAUCGUUUCCCCAGACUGCCAUUGAACUUCCAGCAUUUGAACCCAUUAUCCUACCUGGCCGUGAGAUUAAUGAAUCGAUCGAGUCGGGUAAUCAGGGUACACAGCAGCGUCAGUCUAUGGCAGAGGCGACCACCCGUCCUGGCUUAUUCGAAGCACCACAGGAUCCUGUCACACAGGACAACAGCCACAACAAUCAUGUCUCUAUAGAACAAACUUACGAUAACUACAACCACCAGACUAGCGCUCGUUCUGGCCCACGAGAGCCACUUCCUACUAUACCAAGUCGAACAAACACACCACUGCCGAUAUUCGAGUACCCUCGCCAUGAACCGCCCUCUCAGCCGGUUUCCCAACCCCAGGACCUGCCACCUAGAAACUUUCCAACCCGUGGAGAUAUCAGACCCUCUCCCUUCGACACCUCUAGUGGAAACGUCGCCAUUAGCCCUGCACAUCUCGAGCCAGGAGAGCUACCAGACAACAGACAACCGCAAUAUAUAGGAGGACUAGAUAGACAAGUACCGGAAGACGAGUCCGAUAGUGACUUUGAAAGUGACUCGGACAGCGAGUCUGCUGUUUCCGUAUACACUGCCCCAGAAUCGCUCGAGCCCGAGGUAUCAGAGCUAUCUUCUGCUGGGCUUGGAGCCGCCAUCUACGAGCUUGAUGGAACCAGCAUAUCAAUGCAUGGAGUCUUUAUAUAG